CCAUAAACUCUAUCCUUCUCUCUUCGAGUCUUUUCCACCCGCCCCAAAAACAAUGGCCCGAUUCUUCUUCACUCAGAGUCUCCAACUCCGCCACUCCCUCCUCCGGUGCCGGCCCCGGCCAGCCCAUGCCCACCGGGCCUACUCUACCCGAUCCGGGCAGCUCUUCGAGAUCGAGAUAAACCCCUCCACCUCCAGCUCAUCGGAAGGCGAAUCGGAGGCCCUCAUGCUCAAGAAGCUAGACGACAUCGUUCAGAGGAUCCUCGUCCAGAAGGCCACCCCCGAUUGGCUCCCCUUCGUUCCCGGCUCCUCCUUCUGGGUCCCGCCCCGACGGUCCCCCCUCGGUGUCAACGACUUCGUCGGAACAUUGGCUGACAAGCUCUCCGAUGAGGAGUCCCUCUCCGUCGCCACCGACCGAGGCUGGCCCUGCUCUGGUUUUUUCAUCAAUGGCAGUGAAUCUGCGGAAACAAAGGAGGUUGGUGAUGAGGCAGAAGGAUCAGGAGAACUAGAGGUGGUGGAGGUGGAUGUAAAGGUUUUGACAGCCAACUUGGAGGAUGAGUAAAGAUUGUUUGGGUGAGUUCCCUUACUUCUGUUUGACAAGCACCACCAAUGUUCGUUGUCACGCUUCUUAUGGCCAAAGUCAGUUUUUGGCUUUUAGGACAUGGAUUGAACUUAUUUAGUUAGGUUUAAGGGGUUGAACUUGGUGGUGGUAAAAAUCCAGGUUCUCUGCUUUGAUGGAUGUAUUGUAAUUAUUAGAUUCUACAUUUAUGUUAUUGUGCUCUCUUGCUGUAUAGUUGGAAAUAGAAAUACUCAACAACAAAAGGGAACAAUAUUUCAAUGAUAACUAUGUUGUAUGCAUCCACAAAGUCAUGCUUGAUUCCUCUGAGAAAAUUAUCUUGUGUAUAGAAUUGAGUAAAGAGUGGAUUUAUUC
Messenger RNA from Rosa rugosa (rugosa rose), 928 nucleotides. RefSeq lists its product as uncharacterized. The coding region runs from base 53 to 559 and encodes 168 amino acids. Lineage: Eukaryota; Viridiplantae; Streptophyta; Magnoliopsida; Rosales; Rosaceae. The transcript is spliced from 2 exons. The record is from RefSeq and is a predicted model, not a curated record.